Hypanus sabinus (Atlantic stingray) is the source of this 1231-nucleotide messenger RNA. It is a transcript of the gene lmo3, whose product is annotated as LIM domain only 3. Lineage: Eukaryota; Metazoa; Chordata; Chondrichthyes; Myliobatiformes; Dasyatidae. Gene Ontology annotation, biological process: positive regulation of transcription by RNA polymerase II. Gene Ontology annotation, molecular function: transcription coactivator activity; DNA-binding transcription factor binding. The coding region runs from base 169 to 654 and encodes 161 amino acids. The record is from RefSeq and is a predicted model, not a curated record. Gene Ontology annotation, cellular component: nucleus. The transcript is spliced from 4 exons.
UAGCGCGCUACCCCGGUGCUCAAUGCGAAGCCGCAUUCUUGUUUCUGUUAAUAACACUGGGGUGAGGGAUGUGAAUGUGGGGGAGCGUGAGCGAGCGACACGGUGGUGCGGGGAGUGCAGGGUUUCCAAUAUCGGUCCGCACAGAUUGAGGGACUGGAGCAGCUCAACAUGUAUAGGGUUCUACAGGAAGCUGCCCCUUGCCAGGAAGGUAUACAAAUGCUCUCAGCCCAGCCAGACACCAAGCCGAAGGGUUGUGCUGGCUGCAACCGGAAGAUUAAAGACCGCUAUCUCCUCAAGGCGUUGGAUAAGUACUGGCAUGAAGACUGCCUAAAAUGUGCGUGUUGUGAUUGUCGCCUGGGCGAGGUGGGCUCAACGCUCUACACUAAGGCCAACCUCAUCCUUUGCCGCAGAGACUACCUGAGGUUGUUUGGUGUGACGGGGAAUUGUGCCGCAUGCAGCAAGCUGAUUCCUGCAUUUGAGAUGGUCAUGAGAGCCAAGGACAAUGUUUAUCACCUGGACUGCUUUGCCUGUCAGCUCUGCAAUCAGAGGUUUUGUGUUGGAGAUAAAUUUUUCCUCAAGAACAAUAUGAUUCUGUGCCAGACGGACUAUGAGGAAGGUUUGAUGAAAGAAGGCUACGCGUCCCAAGUUCGCUGACCUCGACAGGCACUUCAAUCGAAUUAGUUAUAAGCACUAACUUCUGUAUCGUUUACUUAACAUGUAAAUAUGAAUUAAAACAGGAACUAAUAGAAUAGACACACAGUAUCCAGAGCUGGUGGCCAUGUUUGGAAUCAAGGGUGGAAGAAAACAGUACAUAGUAAUUUUGUUCCUGUUCUAAGUUGAAUGUCUUAGACCUACUGUAUAUAUUGAGCUUUUGUCAUGAGGGAGAGCAAACCCGUUUAUUCUUUGCUGCUUACAGUUUAUAAUUUUUUUUCAUUUGGCAUGAGAUGUUUAUUUUGGAUGACUCUUGUACAUACUAUAUUGUAAUAUUUGAAGCACAAAUGUAAUACAGUUUUAUUGUGUUAACAUUUGUGUUUAAUUCUUUGUUUCCUGGUACUGUUGCAUUUAGUACAAUCAGUGUUCAAAUUUAUUGUAUAAUUAAUUAUGCUUUCUGUAUUCUAUUAACUAUUUUAACUGAGCUGUCACUUUCUAUUAAAAUAAUCAAAACCGCAAUUCUAUGCACUUUAAUUUGUCUGCCAGUACAAUGUGUUUAAGACCUUUGAGGCCUAGGAGU